Molecule: messenger RNA, 471 nt
Organism: Linum trigynum
Lineage: Eukaryota; Viridiplantae; Streptophyta; Magnoliopsida; Malpighiales; Linaceae
Source: the annotation of a GenBank genome assembly
AUGGCAUCUUCGAAAGGUCCAGCUUCGCCGGCGGUGAGAGUGGCGGAGAUGGAGAAGAUGAGCGUCGAACAACUCAAGGCGGUGAAGGAGCAAACGGAUCUCGAAGUCAAUCUGUUGCAGGACAGCCUCAACAACAUUCGCACCGCCACUACUCGACUCGAUCUCGCUUCCGUCGCCCUCCACGAUCUCUCCCUCCGUCCCCAAGGGAAGAAAAUGUUGGUCCCUCUCACUGCAUCGCUCUACGUGCCUGGGACGCUCGAUGAUUCCGAAAAGGUCCUAGUCGAUAUCGGCACUGGAUACUUCGUCGAGAAAACGACGGUCGAGGGGAAAGAUUAUUGCGAAAGGAAGAUCCACUUGCUGAAAUCGAAUUAUGAUCAGCUUCUCGAGCUUGCAUCUAAGAAAAAGACAGUUGCAGAUGAAGCUGGGGCUGUGUUACAAGCAAAGGUGAAACAGUUAGCACCCCAAACAUAG